ACCUUAAAAAAAAAAAACUACAUAUAUUUUGAUUGUUAUUUCUUUGUUGCUUUGUUGUGCUUUGUUGAAAAAAAAAAAAUCUGUCUUGGAGGAAAACAAACAAAUUUUAUUGUGUAAAAUAAAAACCAUAUGAGUUGAUUAAUAGUAAUAAAUAAAUCAACUAGAGGAAAAAUUUAAUUAUCAAAUGGGCGUUUCUUUUUUUAUCAUCAUUUAUCAUUAAAAAUAUUAUUUUUGUUAUGACAGUUGUCAGCUGAUUUGCAUUAUUUACAUAUGUCAAAAAAAUAAUAAUGAAAAUUUGUGUAAAUUAAAAAUAACAAGUUAAGUUAAUUAUUUAAUUUUUACAGAUUGUUUAAUUAUGAUUGUUUUUGUUACACAUGACAUUGGAUUUAAUAUAUUAUUAUCAUUAAUUUAUUUUCAACAAAGCUGACAUAAAUUAAACAAAGAGUUACUUAAUAAAUAAUUAAAUAAAUUGCAUAUUUAGAUGAAGUAAUUUAUAAAUAAUAAAAUGUCAGUUAAUAAUAAAAACACAAUAGCUGGAAGAUCAUCUUCAUCAUCAUCUAAUGGUGUUGGUAGUGGAACAACACUAAAUCGUAAUACUCAACGAUCAUCAGUGUUAAAAAUAGUAUUAAAAGUUGUAAUUCUUGGAAAUGGAAAUGUUGGAAAAUCAUGUCUAAUGAAUAGAUUUGUAUCAAAUCAUUUUGAUGAACAAAGUUUUCAUACAAUUGGUGUUGAAUUUUUAAAUAAAGACAUUGAAAUUAAUGGUCAAAUUUAUCAACUACAAAUUUGGGAUACAGCUGGUCAAGAACGUUUUAAAUCAUUGAGAACACCUUUUUAUCGUGGUUCUGAUAUUUGUCUAUUGACAUAUGCUGUUAAUGAUAAAACUAGUUUCAACAAUCUUGCAUUGUGGAAAUCGGAAUUUCUUUAUUAUGCUGAUGUACAUGAUGGAUCAAUAUUUCCUUUUAUUAUUAUUGGAAAUAAGGUUGAUGUACCAGAAUUGGAGAAACAAAUAUCAACAGAGGAAGCUCUUGCUUGGUGUGCUAAAAAUGGUAAUCCACCACUAGUUGAAACAUCAGCUAAAAAUGCAACAAAUGUUGAAGCAGCAUUUUGUCAAGCUGUUGAAACUUGGGCUAGACUUGAUGCUAAAAUGGAUCGUCCAAUUGUUGAAGAUAUAGUCAAUCUUUCAAAACAACAAACAAUUCAUCGUACCACUUGUUGUAUGCCAACAAAUUCUUCUGAUAAUUAAAUUUUUCUUUUAUUUUUUUUAAAACCAUUAUUAUUUUACUGCAAGUGAUACAAACAUUAACAUAUUUCAUGUAAAAUUAUUAUAUUUUCUAUCUAGAUAAAUACAAAAUAUAAUUUACAAUUAGAAAAAAAAUAUAUUUAAUGUAGCUGGGUGAUUUGUAAUGGACAAUCUUGAUCGUUAAAAAUUAUCAAAGUAUUUAAAAAGUCUUUAUGUGAUGAGUAAGACCAAAGUGUGAAAAAUUAUAAUUAAUUUCAUUAACAAGCCAAGUGAUCCAUAUGUAUGAGGCAAUUAAACAAAUCAUUUUAUUUUCUUUUUCAAUCAACCAUUUGGUUUAAUUAAUAUAAAUAUAU
Molecule: messenger RNA, 1593 nt
Organism: Aphidius gifuensis
Lineage: Eukaryota; Metazoa; Arthropoda; Insecta; Hymenoptera; Braconidae
Gene: Rab9
Product: ras-related protein Rab-9A-like
Exons: 3
Coding region: 506-1243 (245 amino acids)
Biological process (GO): retrograde transport, endosome to Golgi
Cellular component (GO): lysosome; late endosome; phagocytic vesicle
Molecular function (GO): GTPase activity; GTP binding
Source: RefSeq, a predicted model, not a curated record